Hyla sarda is the source of this 2549-nucleotide messenger RNA. RefSeq names its product gastrula zinc finger protein XlCGF57.1-like. Gene Ontology annotation, molecular function: RNA polymerase II cis-regulatory region sequence-specific DNA binding; DNA-binding transcription factor activity. Gene Ontology annotation, biological process: regulation of transcription by RNA polymerase II. Bases 188 to 2113 code for a protein of 641 amino acids. The transcript has 7 exons. Lineage: Eukaryota; Metazoa; Chordata; Amphibia; Anura; Hylidae. The record is from RefSeq and is a predicted model, not a curated record.
UGAUGUUGGCGACGGAGAGCGAGGAUGGCGGGGAAGCAGAGGCCUUGCCGGAGCGUCGGGGACACCACGGGGACGCGGCGACAGCGAUGGAAGGCGACAUCCAGGGCAGCGGUGACGAGUGGUGACGGUCCGGAGCGGCGGGGACACGUCCAGGACUCUCACAGCUGAAGUUUUCCUAUGAAGUACAAUGGUCCUUAUCACCAAUGACCGACCAAGGAUGGACGAUGCCAGAAACCACAUGUCUGGGAGGAUAUUAGACCUCACCCUGGAGAUAAUCUACUGGAUAACUGGAGAGGAUUACACAAUAGUGAAGAAGUCGUCUGGUGAGUGUGUGACCCCCCGUGUGUCAGGAGGGCGGGGCAGGAGCCAGAGCCCCGCCUCCGAGGAGCCUCCACCUCAUUCACUGAUACAUGAGCAGAAGAUCCUAGAACUUACCUCCAGGAUCACUGAGCUGCUGACUGGAGAGGUUCCUAUAAGGUGUCAGGAUGUCGCUGUCUAUUUCUCCAUGGAGGAGUGGGAGUAUUUAGAAGGACACAAGGAUCUGUACGCAGACAUAGUCAUGAUGGAGGAUCAGCAGCCCCUCACAUCACCACUGGAUGGAUCCAGUCAGAGAAAUCCCCCAGAGAGAUGUCCCCGUCCUCUAUAUUCCCAGGAUUGUAAAGAGGAAGAGCAGAAUGUCCCUGUGGAUCAUCAGUUCUGUAUUGUCGGAUCCCUACAGGAAACUGAUGAAGGAACGAUAAGUGAACUUGAAUCAUUGUCAACAAAUGGUGAAAACUGCAUCACAGGUUCCCAUGAACAUCCCCAUUUAUCGCCUUAUUAUGCAGUAGAACAUGACUAUGCCACACAGUCUAGUUCCACCACUCCUUAUGUACCCAUAGUCCUUCACAGCAGCGAUCUAUUCACCGAUACCACUGAUCACCAGAAUCCUUCCUCCAAUCAAUCACUAAAUGGCGAACACGGAACGGAAUGUACCCCUCCGUUGCAUGAUUUUAGUCUUUACUAUCAUGAAAGACCGUUUUUACUUUCAGAAUGUGGAGACCCUUUCACCACGGAAUCUACUCUUGCUCAACAUCAGGAAACUCCCACUGAAGUUAAGCCAUUUUCCUGUCCUGAAUGUGGGAAAUGUUUUCGCCUGAAAGGAAACCUUGUUACGCAUCACAGAACCCACACUGGGGAGAAACCAUUUAGUUGCCCUGAAUGUGGGAAAUCAUUCAGCAAGAAAAUAAACCUGACGGUGCAUCUAAGAAGUCACACGGGAGAGAAGCCGUUUUCGUGUUCGGAAUGUGGGAAAUGUUUCGGCAAGAAAACUAUUCUUAGGGAUCAUCUAAGAAGUCACACGGGGGAGAAGCCGUUUUCGUGUUCCGAGUGUGGGAAAUGUUUUAGCCAGAGAUCGAUUCUGGUUCAUCAUUUGCGAACUCACACGGGAGAGAAACGAUUUUCGUGUUCACAUUGUGGGAAAAACUUCGUUUCUAAAACGGGUUUGUUUCUUCAUCAGAGAACUCACACGGAGGAGAAGCCAUUUUCAUGUCUAAAAUGUGGGAAAUGUUUUAGUCGGAAAUUUUAUCUUCAGGAACAUCUCAGAACUCACACAGGUGAGAAGGCAUUUCCAUGUUCAGUGUGUGGGAAAUGCUUUAGUACCAAAUCGUGUCUUCUUACUCAUCAGAAAACCCACUCAGGGGAGAAGCCAUUCAUAUGUCCUGAAUGUGGGAAAUGUUUUAACCGUAAAUCAGUUCUUAUACAACACGUAAAAAGUCACACGGAGGAGAAGCCGUAUUCGUGUUCGGAAUGUGGCAAAACUUUUAGGAAGAAAUCAAGCCUCCUUUAUCAUACAACAAUUGGCACAGGAGAGGAGCAGUUUCCAUGUUCACAAUGUGGGAAAUUUUUCAGGAAGAAAUCAUGUCUUUCUGAACAUCGGAGAACUCAUGCAGAAGUGAUGCCCUUUACGUGUCCAGAAUGCGGGAAAUGUUUUGGCAAGAAAUCGAGUCUUGUGGAGCAUUUAAGGGGUCACACAGGGGAAAGGCCAUAUUCGUGUUCAGAAUGUGAUAAAUGUUACAGAACAAGCGCGGGUUUACUAAAACAUCAGAAAACGCACUCUACUACAAAUCCAUUUUAAUGGUUACCUCAUAGUAAAAUAUGGCAGGUGUGGAUCCGCCCACUAAGGAGGACUGAGAGGACCUGUGUCCUAAUAGGUUAUAGACAGCACUCAGGACCGACGCACAACUAUGGCCGAGCUCUGACCAAGUGGGUACUGCCUCUGUGCCCAUGUGAUUUAGGACCAUGCCUGCAGUACCGUUCCAGCCAUGGAGAUAAGUGAUAUAUUAUUUAAAGGGGUAUUCCGACCUCCUAUUUUUGACGUGAUUCUGCCCCAAAUUAAAAAAGAAAACACCAAUUUGCUUCCUAUCUUGAUUGUUGUCUGCUUGCUGCCUAGGGAUACGUCCAUUGUUGUUUACUUGCUGCGAUGACAGCGCUUGCACAGAGCCCUGUCUUCUGUUCCUGGCCAUCUCCCUUUUCUCCAUAGACAUCAAUUGGAGCGAUGAGGCGCGCUCAGU